GGGGUCAGAGGGAUCAGGGUUCAAGGACGAGGUUAGUCUCUUGAUCUGGGCUGAGGGAGGAUCCGGGAAGACCACAGAUGACAGGCAGAGAGGGAUUGCCACUCCAGGAGUCUCCCUGAAAUCACCCCUGCUUUUUGGGGGGGUUCGGUGGGGGUUGCCCUUGCAGCUCGGACUUCAGGCACAUAUGGAAGACACGGAGCGUGGAGCAUGUGCAAUUCCUGCCCUUUCUCACCACGGACAUCAACCAUUGCCACCCCUCCACCUCCGCAGCACCCUGAGCUGGCUGAGCUACGGGGCCCUGAAGGGAGACUGGACGGUGAUCGUGGUGAACGCCGUGGGCACUGCCCUGCAGACCCUCUACGUCCUGAUGUAUCUGCACUUCUGCCCCCGGAAGCGCACUGUACUCCUUCAGACUGUAACCCUGCUGGGCUUCUCGCUCCUGGCUUUCAGCUACUUUUGGCUGCUAGUGCCUGAGGAAGAGCAGCUGCAGCAGCUGGGCCUCUUCUGCUGUGUCUGUACCAUCUUCAUGUACCUCUCACCAAUGGCUGGAUUGGCCAAGAUCAUUCACACUAAGUCCACACAAGGCCUUUCUUGGCCACUCACUAUUGCUUCCCUCCUCUCUUCUGCCUCCUGGACCUACUAUGGGCUCCAUUUCCAGGACCCCUACAUUACAGUGCCCAACUUUCCAGGAAUUCUCACCAGCCUUCUUCGCCUCUGGCUCUUUUGGAAGUACCCACAGGACAGAGACAGGAGCUACGAGCUCUUGCAAUCCUGAUGCAGUUCAUGUGCCCACUAGACACCUUAAUGCCAAAGAGAAUGCUUGUUCGAA
Suncus etruscus (white-toothed pygmy shrew) is the source of this 829-nucleotide messenger RNA. It is a transcript of the gene SLC50A1, whose product is annotated as solute carrier family 50 member 1. Lineage: Eukaryota; Metazoa; Chordata; Mammalia; Eulipotyphla; Soricidae. Gene Ontology annotation, cellular component: membrane. Gene Ontology annotation, molecular function: sugar transmembrane transporter activity. Gene Ontology annotation, biological process: carbohydrate transport. The record is from RefSeq and is a predicted model, not a curated record. The transcript is spliced from 5 exons. The coding region runs from base 185 to 775 and encodes 196 amino acids.